This is a messenger RNA of Iphiclides podalirius (scarce swallowtail), 759 nucleotides long. The record is from the annotation of a GenBank genome assembly. Lineage: Eukaryota; Metazoa; Arthropoda; Insecta; Lepidoptera; Papilionidae.
AUGAAACUGGAAGAACAAACUAAAAUUAUAGAACAACUCAAAUAUAAUAAAAUAAUCGAAUCAACCAAAGAGUCGUUGGAGACGUUGCGAGAAAACGUUUCUAAAACUUACUAUCAAAUUGAUCCACACCUCAAACCAAAGAUCAAAUGUUUAACAAAUGAACUUAAGAUACGAGCAUUAGACGAACCUGCGUUAGUACUGCACUGUUUAAAGGUGCCACAGUUUAUACAAAGAAUGGAAAAACGGGCACGGGAGCGAGAGGAAAAACAUGCAUUGAUACGAGAAAGACGCAGGCAAAUGGAAGAAGAAAGAAUCAGAGUCAAACAACAGUCUGAAUUAGCCAAACUUGAAAUGGACAAGGAGGAGAAGACAAAAAGAAUGAAAGAAUUAAGAGAGAAAAGGAAAAGGGAAAAAAUUGAGAACAUCAGAAAAAAACAACACUAUGAAAGAAUGAGAGCUCUCGCAAAUUACCAUGAAUAUAAGUUGAAAAUGCAAGUGGCUGAAGAUUAUUACGAUUUAUUUCUAACACAAUUAGUAUUCAGAAAAUUUGGGGAAGGAAUACAAAUAAUACGAAAAGAAAAUAAAAUAAAAUGGAAUAAGGCAGUGUUGUAUCAUAAUGGUUGUGUGCUGUUCAAAGCAUUUACCUGCUGGAGAACAUUACCGGCACUUAAUGCAUUAAAGAGAGAACAAGAGAUGAGGAAACUAAGAUGGCGGAAAAAAGUUUUACAAGUUGUGCCUGAUUAUAACCCUCCAGAUGAA